This is a messenger RNA of Aethalodelphis obliquidens (Pacific white-sided dolphin), 1020 nucleotides long. Its product is annotated as protocadherin alpha-7-like. The transcript has a single exon. Lineage: Eukaryota; Metazoa; Chordata; Mammalia; Artiodactyla; Delphinidae. Gene Ontology annotation, biological process: homophilic cell-cell adhesion. Gene Ontology annotation, cellular component: plasma membrane. The record is from RefSeq and is a predicted model, not a curated record. Gene Ontology annotation, molecular function: calcium ion binding. The annotation marks the transcript as partial.
CAGGUGUUCCACGUGGAGGUGGAGGUGAAGGACAUUAACGACAAUCCUCCCGUGUUCCCCGGAACACAAAGGAAUCUGUUUAUCGCGGAAUCCAGGCCGCUUGACUCUUGGUUUCCACUAGAGGGCGCCUCCGAUGCAGAUAUCGGGGAGAACGCUCUGUUGACUUACAGGCUGAGUUCCAAUGAGUAUUUCUCUCUGGACGUACCAACCACCGACCAACAGGUAAAGCCUCUGGGACUUGUAUUACGAAAACCUUUAGACAGGGAAGAAUCUCCGGAACUUCAUUUAGUGCUCACGGCCACUGACAGAGGCAAGCCUGAGCUGACUGGCACAGUUCAGUUAAUCGUCAAAGUGCUGGACGCCAAUGACAACGCCCCAGCUUUCGACAGAACACUCUAUGCGGUGAAAUUACCAGAAAACGUUCCCAAUGCAACGUUUGUAAUUAAACUUAACGCCUCAGAUUUAGACGAAGGCUUGAAUGGGGAUAUUAUUUACUCAUUCUCUAGUGACGUUUCUCCAGAUAUAAAAUUUAAGUUCUACAUAGACUCCCUAAGUGGGAAGAUUAUAGCAAUAGGACAUAUAGAUUUUGAAGAAAGUAAAGCCUACAAAAUUCCAGUAGAGGCGAUCGAUAAAGGCCUCCCACCCCUGGCUGGUCACUGUACAGUUCUUGUGGAAGUUUUGGACGCUAAUGACAAUGCUCCAGAGUUGACUGUCACUUCCCUGUCGCUUCCUAUCUCAGAAGAUGCUCAGCCCGGCACUGUUAUCAUCUUGAUUAAUGUGUCUGACCAAGAUUCUGGUGCCAAUGGGCAGGUGACCUGCUCAUUAACGCCCCAGGUCCCCUUCAAACUGGUGUCCACCUUCAAGAAUUACUAUUCGCUGGUUCUGGACAGCGCCUUGGAUCGCGAGACUGUGGCCAACUAUGAGGUGGUGGUGACCGCGCGGGACGCGGGCUCGCCUUCCCUGUCGGUAACAGCCACCGUGUCCGUGGAGGUGGCCGACGUGAACGACAACGCGCCCGCG